AUAACGAGUAAUUUCAUAACAGUUGUCUAUAAAUAGAACAGAGCUGUGCAUGAAUGAUUCAAGGGCGAAUAUCAGCGAAUGUCAUGGAAAACUCGGAUGAAUGCAGGGCUGAUUUGAAGGAGCAGGGAAAAUGAAAAAACAAAACCCUCCAAGGGUUUGAGGGAGGGAGGGGUAGUUUACGCGUGGCUCCCUCUCAAACAUUCGAAAUAUUCUUUUCACAUACUCCAAAGUGGUGUCUUUCGCCCCAGCUGUUGCGGGGGAGGAGAAGUAGAAGCAGUGAUAAGCCAGACCAGAGAAUAUCGGAAUCUCAAUUAUUUUUACACUGAUUGUUCGGUAAAUAGGCUUAGAGGGUGAUUUAUGCGUGUGGGGCUCUUGGCGAUAUAAAUAUUAUGGAAAGUGAGGAGCCAAUUGAUCCCAAGGAGCUCCUGGUCACCCUGAAGACCUACAGGAAACUCGCUGAUGAUUUUACCAACCAUGACACUAUUUUAAAGGACAGGACAGUUCUCUCUUACCUCGCAUACGUUCUCGAUGUAUCUGAUCCUGAUAUUGUGGAGCUGGCGCUUGAUAUUCUCGAGAUAUUCACGAAAAAUGUUGAAAAUUAUGUUCACAUAACCUCGACUUUUGGGGUUCGAGAGGCACUCGAGGCUGUUAUCAACAAGUAUUGUAUUGAUGCACCGAAAUUGGCGAAACAGGCACAGAGCGUCAGAGAUGAUAUUGAGAGGAUGAAACCGCCUAUUUAUAAUUUGAGGAGUCGGUGUAGGAGAGUUAUUGAACCAAAGAAACUCAAGACCCAUGUUAUUGUACUUCAUGUCAGCGGAUUGUUACCCGAAACCAGAGCUGAACUGGAGGCUACACUCAUUAGGAUUGAGGGUCUCAUUUCGCUUGUUCUUGAUGUCGAACAUCAAAGGAUCACUAUGAGGACUUUAGUUAAUGUUACUGCAAAAUGUAUUGCUGAGGCAAUACAGGAGAACACUCAAAACAUGGAGGCGAGAUUAGUUACCAGAAAUAAGUACAAUCAAGAAUUUUUAGUUAAGCUGACUAGUGAAGAAAACGGAGAAUCAAAUGAUUUUCCAGAAUACUUGCCUGAAGAUGAUGACAACCAAGAGGACCAGAAAGAGGGGGUAGUGUCCCUAUUAACAGGCCUGAAACAGAGCGCCUCAACUAUCUACAAAUCAACCGCUGAAUUUUUGCACAAUUCAUUCUACUGGUGAAUAACAGCUCGAUCAAUAUAUCCCAGAUAAAAUUGGAUCAGUCGUUCCUACGCUCGAAGCAAACACGACUCUCUCACAUCAGUCAGUUCCUCAUCAUGACUCUCCUUGGCAGAAUUGAAGUUGUCAUUCUCAUUCAUCAAUGAAACCUUUUAUCUAGCAUUUUUCUUGUUCAAUCAAGUUUUGGGUGAAUUUUCUGUUUUUUAAAUUAAAGCAGUAUUAAGACAUGCAAUGGGUUAACACGCAAUCUCGUUAGUGGACCGGAUGAUCUAAUUAAUUAUUAAUUUUGAAGACUGUGUCAAUGAGCAUUUUAAGCAAUCUGGGUCGUAAUAAUGAAUGGGAAAUAUUCUGUUGAGAGUUAUUUUUUAAAUAAUAUAACUGCAAAAGUCUUAAUUGUAUAAUAGAAUUUAAAUGUCCUCGAUGUUACUCAAUGAGAGAGUUUACAGUACUUCCUACAGAUAACUACUAAGACAACUCUUAGAGGCUUAUUUUUUAAUUUCAUCAAACGUCUGAAUUGGAUUGUUCAGAGGGAUUCAAUAAUUAUAAACCAAAAAAAAAA
Messenger RNA from Fopius arisanus, 1767 nucleotides. RefSeq names its product armadillo repeat-containing protein 1-like. Lineage: Eukaryota; Metazoa; Arthropoda; Insecta; Hymenoptera; Braconidae. The transcript is spliced from 4 exons. Bases 390 to 1211 code for a protein of 273 amino acids. The record is from RefSeq and is a predicted model, not a curated record.